Molecule: messenger RNA, 522 nt
Organism: Sphenostylis stenocarpa
Lineage: Eukaryota; Viridiplantae; Streptophyta; Magnoliopsida; Fabales; Fabaceae
Source: the annotation of a GenBank genome assembly
AUGAGGUUGUCGUGUUUAACGUUGGUGUUAUUAGUUCUGGCUAGUGUGGCAAUGGGAGAGGAUGCGGAUCAUAAACACUCCCUAAAAGCCACGUCACAUGCGCAGAUCCAGUGCACAAUGUGUUCGUCCUGUGAAAACCCUUGCAACCAAGUUCCCUCACCACCACCACCCUCACCGCCACCUCCUUCCACCACAAACUGCCCUCCACCGCCGUCUGCUCCUUCCUCCGGCGGAGGAGGAGGAGCUUAUUACUAUUACACCCCACCUCCACCCUCUCAGUAUACCUACUCCUCACCACCUCCACCAGCAUCCACUGGGGGCGGUGGCGGAGGAAUCUACUACUAUCCUCCUCCCAGCAACGGAAACUACCCUAGACCACCGCCGCCGAACCCGAUUGUGCCGUAUUUUCCGUUCUACUACUACAGCCCUCCGGCGCCAGGCUCCGCCACUUCUUUGCCCUCCAUGACCUCUUCUCUUCUCUGUGCAGUUACCUUCUCCUUCUUCCUGCUGUUGUGGGUUUGA